Molecule: messenger RNA, 1781 nt
Organism: Oncorhynchus keta (chum salmon)
Lineage: Eukaryota; Metazoa; Chordata; Actinopteri; Salmoniformes; Salmonidae
Product: proteasomal ubiquitin receptor ADRM1-like
Exons: 10
Coding region: 142-1362 (406 amino acids)
Biological process (GO): ubiquitin-dependent protein catabolic process
Cellular component (GO): proteasome regulatory particle, lid subcomplex; cytoplasm; nucleus
Molecular function (GO): ubiquitin binding; endopeptidase activator activity; proteasome binding
Source: RefSeq, a predicted model, not a curated record
UGAAGGUUUCCUCAUUACCACAACAACGUGAUGUUCUCGUUUGUGCUGGUGGCAGAAUGCUAAUAGUCUCUAGUAGCUACUGGUGCAAUCUGAUUCCAAGGCCAUCUCGCAUCUUCGAUCUCAAAGUAAAAUAUCAUCAUCAUGUCGGGAGCUCUGUUUCCCAGUCUGGUGUCGGGGUCCCGCGGCUCCUCUAGCAAAUUCCUGGUUGAGUUUCGGGCCGGGAAGAUGACCAUGAAGGGUAGCACGGUGACUCCAGACAAGCGCAAGGGACAAGUCUAUGUUCAGCAAACCGACGACUCCCUCAUUCAUUUCUGUUGGAAGGAUCGGACCUCUGGAAACGUGGACGAUGACCUGAUCAUCUUCCCAGAUGAUUGUGAGUUCAAGAGAGUGAACCAGUGCACAACUGGUCGGGUGUUUGUGCUGAAGUUCAAGGCUGGCUCCAAGAGGCUGUUCUUCUGGAUGCAGGAGCCCAAAACUGAAAAGGAUGAGGAGUACUGUCGUAAAGUGAAUGAGUAUCUGAACAACCCUCCCAUGCCUGGGGCCCUUGGCAGUGGAGGCAACAGUGGGCAUGAACUGUCUGCUCUGGGGGGUGAGGGUGGACUGCAGAGUCUGCUCGGUAACAUGAGUCACAACCAGCUCAUGCAGCUCAUUGGACCAACUGGACUAGGUGGUCUUGGAGGUCUUGGGGCCCUGGCUGGACCAGGCCUGGCCAGUCUGCUCAGUAGUGGAGGCCCUGCAGCCGGCAACUCCUCUUCAAGUCCAUCCCAAUCUCCUGCUGUCACCCCCACCUCUACCUCUGCUGCCACCCGGCUGGGCUCCUCCCAGGUGCCAACCACACCCAUCACCCCGUCUGCCACCAGUGCAGCGUCACCCAUGGCCUCACCCACCAUCCCGGUUGCCCCCUCCAUCGCAGCCGGGGCAGCCAGCCCCACCCAGCCCAUCCAGCUGAGUGACCUGCAGAGUAUCCUUGCAACCAUGAACGUACCUGCGGCUGGGCAGGGAGUGGACCUGGCCAGUGUUGUGACCCCUGAGAUCAUGGCUCCUAUUCUGGCCAAUGCUGAGGUCCAGGAGAGGCUGCUGCCCUUUCUGCCGACAGGAGAGUCCCUGCCUCAGAGCACCGACGAGCUCCACAACACACUCACCUCUCCACAGUUUCAGCAGGCCAUGAGUCUGUUCAGCAGCGCCCUGGCGUCGGGGCAGUUGGGGCCUUUAAUGAACCAGUUUGGUCUGCCAACAGAAGCUGUGGACGCAGCUAACAAAGGAGACGUUGAGGCUUUUGCUAAAGCCAUGGAGACAGACAGCAAGUCUGACCAUGAGGAUGACGCCAAAGACAAAAAGGAUGAAGAUAUGAGUUUGGAUUAGGACCCUCUGUUAGUUCUGUUUAACUUAAUGUAUUUUAUUUAAAUGAUUUACUGGUUGUGGUGAUCUUGUUCAGAGCACUGAAGCUGUGGACCAUUUACCUCUGUACAUGUACUCAGAAUAGAGAUAUUUAAAAAAAGAAAAGGGCAUGUAAGACAGCCAAGGUUCUAUUCAAUCUCUCAUGCUUCAGCGACACAUCGAAUAGAGCUCCUAACCUCUCCUGUUCAAUUAUGACAAAUUAUUUAUGUACAUCCUCAGAGCUUGAUUCAACACAACAUGAAAUGUUUUCCCUGAUAUGUUGCGAACCAGAUUACUGCGGCUGGUUAGGACUGGUAGACCAGUGACAGCUGCAUGUGCCAAUCUGUGACCUGUAGCUUCCUGACAAAUAAAAUAAAAACUCCAGUCACAUGGUCAGAAAAAAA